CCCCAUUUCCGUUUUGCAUAUCAUAUAUAUGCUUUCUGUCAGUGUCCAGAGCUUCAGUGUGCGUUCUUUCCUGAUCUUGAAGGAGCUUGAAAGAUGGGAAGGCUAACAGUUCUUGCUCUACUUGGCGUAAUAUUGUGCGGUGGUUAUGUAAAUGGGCAGUGCAAGAAGCGAGACAUCAUAGCCCUUAUUGAGCUGACUCCAGGUGACCGCUAUGCAGGAACCUACGUGUCCAGUUUUGUUGCAAGUCUGAAGAGGCUUUUUGACCCAAAGCCAGAGUGUACAAGACUUGGAGUAAUGGUAGUUUGGACCCAAGUUGAAAAGGUCAUUGACCUCAAAUGCGAUUACAGAGGCUGCUUUGCAAAUGGUCAACAGGAAAUCCGAAGAAUAUCGAGGCUGUCGGGAAGAACUCAGACUGCCUUUAACAAGAAAAUACUCGCCGAUGGUUUGCAAGCUGUUGCAAGCCAAUUUGUAACGAAAGGCCGCGAAAAUGUCGACAAGCUGCUUCUGCUGGUAUUGACAAAUGCCCCAACUGCCGGAGCUCCCAAAACUCAAGAUGAAAUUAAGGACAUGCUUGACUUGCGAGUAUCGAUCCUGGUAGUUGCAGUUGCAGGCGGAAGGAAGGAAAAACUUGGAGAAAUCGCGAGCCCUAGCCACUACCAAGUUGAUUUCAAAUCAAUGAGCCAGCUUGUUGCGAAUGGUCAUUCAGAAAUAGCACAACUGAUAUCACUUCCUCUAGGCCAACCUGCAGUUGGCUUUGCAGCGGUUGAAGAUCCAAACACUAAUAGACUCCUCAAAGAGGAUGCAGCGAGCACAUGUGAAAAUAUUGUAGACAUUGCAUUUAUCGUGGACAGCUCUGGGAGUGUAAAAAAAUACUACAAUCAGGAAAAAUUUUUUGUCAAAAGAAUAGCCACCCGUUUUAAUAUCAUUGAGACUGGCACGCAUGGUGGUGUAAUCCUGUUCAGUUCUCAUGGCUAUGUAAAAACACAUAUUCGCUUUAAAGACUUCCUGACGACUGAAGCUUUCAAUGAAGCCGUGCAGAACCUACCAUUCUACGGUUACCAGACCCGUAUCGACCACGCCUUGGAGCUAGCGCACAGGGAGUUGUAUACCGUGGCUGGUGGUAAUAGGCCUAAUGUGAAAAAACUUCUUUUUCUUAUAACUGACGGCAGACAGAAUCCUGACAGUAUCAAUGGCGUAAGGCUGGAUCCUGCAAAAGAAGCUGAAAAAUUGCAUCUUAGCAAUGUCCAAAUUUAUGCUGUCGGGAUUGGAUCGAAAGUUAAUGUUUCUGAAUUGGAAGCGAUUACGCAAGAUCCUACAAAGGUUUACACCGCCAAGGACUUUGAAGAGCUGACAAGCACUGAGUUUGUGACCAAAGUCUCAAAACAAUUAUGUCUUGCAGCAUCUUUAGAGGAAAAUACGACGACGAUAAACUUUGAUAAACCAAAAGGAAACUGCACAACAGACUGUAAGUGUGGUGGUUGUGGCUGCUGUGGGUCAAAGCCUGUUUAUGUCAACAUUUUCCAGGGAGGAAAUUCAAAGAACUAUGUAAACCAAGGACAAACUGUUGUGCAGUCUGGAAAUAGUAACCAAGCUGGACCAAAGGACGAGUCCGGCCCCUUAACUGGCGGACAAGUAAAAGAAAUGUCAAACAAAGAAAUUCUUGCUUACGUCAAGAAACUGGUUCCUUACUACGAUUCUUUGAAUGGUAGUUUAAAAGAACUCCUUCAAAGAACAAUCGUAAACAGGAGAAAGAAGCGAGCAGUUAAAGGGUGAAACGGGUAAACUGCCCCAGAAGCUAGACGAAGAACAUUGCCAAGAGCAAUCAAAGUAACUUAGUGGAUAGUAUUUGUCUUAGAUUAACCUAAUGAGCAUUUGUUUA
Molecule: messenger RNA, 1879 nt
Organism: Rhopilema esculentum
Lineage: Eukaryota; Metazoa; Cnidaria; Scyphozoa; Rhizostomeae; Rhizostomatidae
Product: vitrin
Source: RefSeq, a predicted model, not a curated record